AUGAAUUAGAUCUAAAGUAUCCAAGAUCUUAAACUCAAAUAAGAGGAAUUCUUCAUCCUAUCUAACAAAAACUACAGAAGCUGCCCUAGACACCCUGAUAACUGGAUUGUUUCGUUAAGCACUAAUCCUAAUUCUAGCCAAUUCAUUCAAUGCGCUGAGUGUUUUUCUGAGAAUCCCAAUUAAUAUUCUUUGAAUUUAGUUGGACUUAUUAAGGAAAAUGAUAAAACUGUUUUUAAGAACUACCCAGUUUAUGGCGAUAAUGAGCUUUACGAGAAACUUAAGCAAAUCUUUGAGGCUGAUUGCUCUGUUGAUGGAUUAAGAACAGAUGAUGAGCUAAGCAAAGUCAUUAUGGAGCUUUAAUGA
Molecule: messenger RNA, 363 nt
Organism: Tetrahymena thermophila SB210
Lineage: Eukaryota; Ciliophora; Oligohymenophorea; Hymenostomatida; Tetrahymenidae
Product: kinase domain protein
Exons: 2
Source: RefSeq, a predicted model, not a curated record